Manduca sexta (tobacco hornworm) is the source of this 573-nucleotide messenger RNA. RefSeq lists its product as uncharacterized. Lineage: Eukaryota; Metazoa; Arthropoda; Insecta; Lepidoptera; Sphingidae. The transcript has 3 exons. The coding region runs from base 52 to 573 and encodes 173 amino acids. Gene Ontology annotation, molecular function: protein binding. The record is from RefSeq and is a predicted model, not a curated record.
ACUACACUGAGGCGAAGAUGUUGUGACAAAAAACAAACACAGGACCUCAAAAUGUGUAUCAUAAAGAACUUUCAAGACGUAGCCAAUAAUAGGACUUUUUUAUUCAUAAUAGUUUUGUUGUCACUCAAACUGUGUAGUCCUCAGGAUCUGAGUGAGGAAUUCACGAACGAAGAGAGUAUAGACUCAACUGAUGUAGUGAAAAAAGUGAAGUUUACUAGAAACGUGGACUCUGGCCCGUGUAGACUGAGCGAGUUACUGUGCGACACUGGACAGUGUAUUUCACUGGAUAAGUACUGUAAUGGUGAGGACGACUGCGGUGAUAAGAGCGACGAGCCGAAGUCUUGUACACCCUGCAACAGGACGUAUAUGGGCGACGUCGGGCGCACCUACGAGCUCGAAGUGAGGCGUCCAAGAGAAGACCAUCUUCCCUUCGUAUGUCAUCUGAACUUCACUGCCAUGGGAGGCAAUUACGGGGACAUUAUACAGGCCCCCUCCCACAGGAUUCUAGCCUCGGACGACAUCAACCGACGGCUCCAAGACGUCCAAUUGCCCUCGGGUGAGUGGGUGACCUAA